This is a messenger RNA of Paramecium tetraurelia, 504 nucleotides long. RefSeq lists its product as uncharacterized. The record is from RefSeq and is a predicted model, not a curated record. The transcript has a single exon. Lineage: Eukaryota; Ciliophora; Oligohymenophorea; Peniculida; Parameciidae.
AUGAGUUGUUAAAACGAAUAAAGUGAAGAUAUGUAUAGGAUAUUGGCUUUAUCCAAAGAUGUUGAAGAAUUAGUCUUCUCUAUUUUAAUUAAAAUAUUCAAAACAGAGAAAAUUUAAGACUGCCUAUAAUUUCUCUAAUAAGAUACAACCACUAUCAAGUUGAAUAAUAAAUAAUAUAGGUAGAAAACUUAUUUAAGGUAGAUCAGGAACAGAUGCUAAAUGUUGGACAAAAUAACAUUAAGAAAAUAACAAUUACCCUUGAUAAAAUUAAAAACCAUAAUUUUAAUAAACAGGAUUAUUCUGUAGAGGUUUAUGAGGAAAUUAAAUAGGUACUAGUCACAAUAAUAUUUCAGGAUCAGAGGAUAAUAGAAGUCCCAUCUUUUUGUUCAUCUUACUGCCCUAGAUGACAUAUAGUGUGGAUCAAAUUCUUUACAUAUGUUAGUUGAAAUGAAAGUAGAUUAGAAGACACAAUCCUUUGAAAAUAUUAAAAUUAAAAAUACUUGA